UUUCGAUCAGCAAAAUGUGAGAGCAAAUCAAUUUCAAUCUCUCUCAUCACACCCCCUUUAAUUUAGGGCUCCUAACUCUAAUUCUAGUGUUAUUUUGCUCUUCUUCUUCUUUUAAUUGUUAGCGGCGGCAUUUACUUCAGCUGAGUGAUCAAAUGGAGCCUCCCUUGCCGUUUUUGCCUACAAAUUGUGGAAGCUCAAACGAGUUUAAUUCUAUGACUUGUAAAAGGAAGAAAAUGUCAACUGAUUCAAAAGAAUAUGAUAGCGUGUCUGCAACUGGAAAUCCUUUGGAUGGAACUGAAAAGAAAAAACAUAAGGUCUCUCCAAAUGUUAUUGAUUAUGCCGACCCAUUUGCAUAUACUAAUAUGCUUGAGUCCCUUAACACUGGCGGUAAAUAUGGAAGUGUCACAAAAGAUAUAGAAGCCCUUUUUUCUAGGAAUGCGGAUAUGAUGAGCAAGAUACUUGCUUCGCAACCUUGUCUUUCGAGUGUGUUACCAGAUGUGAUAAAAAGAAGCCCGAGGAAAGAGACUUCAAACGUGCCGAGUAGGCUACUUCCUCAUUUGUCAAGGAACUUCAUCAACUUGGAGGAUGAGUCAGUCGGAAAUGGUAUCAAAACGGCCAUGUUGCCUGUACUGGUUCUGGAUUCAGAUGAUGAAGUCAACAAAAAUCCAAGGCCUCUGCAUCUUUUUCAGGAAAUUGUAUUGAACAAGCCAUCUGAGAAGUUACUCUCCAAGGAGAAAACGGAAAUUGUAUCGAAGCCAUCUGAGGAAUUACUCUUCAAGGAGAAAAUGGAAAUUGAAUCGAGGAAGCCAUCUGAGAAAUUACUCCACAAGGAGAAAAUGGAAACUGUAUCGAGGAAGAAGCCAUCUGGGAAAUUACUCUACAAGGAGAAAAUGGAAACUGUAUCGAGGAAGAAGCCAUAUGAGAAAUUACUCCCCAAGGAGAAAAUGGAAACUAUAUCAAGGAAGCCAUCUGAGAAAUUACUCCCAAAGGAAAAAAUGGUUGGGGAGUCCAAGAGUAAAAAAACUGACCUGAAAGAAAAUGUUAGUCUAACCAGUGAAACUGAUCUCAAGGAUGAAGGUGUUUAUGUUGGAGUCGAAGAAGAUGUAGAUACUCUAACUGAGAACGUAGAUGAUGGUUUGGGAGAUAUUUGGCAGGAGAUGUCAAUGGCAUUAGAGUUUUCCAAGGAUGGUCUUGAGGAACUUCCAGGUGAAAACAUGUCAGAAGAUGAGGACUGUGACCAUUCUUUUGUCUUGAAGGAUGAUCUUGGUUAUGUGUGUCGCAUAUGUGGUGUUAUUGAGAGAGGAAUUGAGACUAUAAUUGAGAUCCAGUAUAACAAGGUAAAAAAAAGUACACGCACAUAUGCAGUAGAGCCACGGAAUGGCAUAGAGUCGUCUGAGACUGUUGGAUUUAAGUUGUCUGAAGAUCAUUUAACAGUAACGGACAUAGCUGCUCAUCCAAGGCAUAUGAAGCAAAUGAAACCUCACCAAUUAGAGGGUUUUAAUUUUCUACUGAACAAUUUGGUAACAGAUAACCCUGGCGGCUGCAUCUUGGCUCAUGCACCUGGAUCAGGAAAGACGUUUAUGAUAAUCAGCUUCAUGCAAAGUUUCCUAGCCAAAUAUCCACAUGCUAAACCGCUAGUCGUUCUUCCAAAAGGUAUCUUGGCUACAUGGAAAAAGGAGUUCCAGACAUGGCAAGUAGAGGAUAUUCAACUACUCGAUUUUUAUACUGUGAAAGCUGAUAAUAGAUCUCAGCAGUUGGACGUGUUGAAGCAGUGGGUUGAGAGAAAGAGUAUCCUUUUUCUGGGGUACAAGCAGUUCUCUACCAUAAUUUGUGACAGUGGAAACGGAAAGACUUCUAUUACUUGCCAAGAGAUACUGCUCAAAGCACCUUCAAUUCUAAUUUUGGAUGAAGGGCACACACCAAGAAAUGAAAACACCGAUGUGUUACAAUCCCUUGCAAAAGUUCAAACAACUCGGAAAGUUGUACUUUCAGGAACUCUCUAUCAAAAUCAUGUCAAGGAGGUAUUUAACAUAUUGAACCUUGUUCGACCAAAGUUCCUUAGGUCAGACACAUCGAAAUCAAUAAUUAAGCGGGUAAUGAGUAAGGUGCAUAUAUCUGGAGUGAGAAAGCAGUUCAAAGGUGGAGCAGAGGCAGCUUUCUAUGAUUUGGUGGAGCACACAUUGCAGAAGGAUGAAAACUUUGAGAGGAAAGUCUCAGUCAUACAUGAUCUACGUGAGAUGACCAGCAGAGUUCUUCAUUACUACAAAGGAGAUUUUCUGGAUGAGCUUCCUGGACUUGUUGAUUUCACUGUUGUACUUGGUCUUAGUCCCAGACAGAUGGAUGAAGUUCAGAAGUUAAAAAGGUAUCAAAGGAAGUUCAAGGUUUCAUCUGUUGGUAGUGCUGUUUAUUUACAUCCAAAACUAGCUUCUUUCUCUGAGAAGUCUGACACGACUGAUGAUAAGAUAGAUGCCAAGAUCGAUGACUUGUUAGACAAACUAGAUAUCAGAGAAGGAGCCAAAGCAAAAUUCUUUCUUAAUUUGUUAAAUUUAUGUGAGUCAGCCGGUGAGAAGCUCCUUGUUUUUAGUCAAUAUCUCAUCCCCUUGAAAUUUUUGGAGAGAUUAGCUGUGAAAUUGAAGGGUUGGCAACCAGGAACUGAGAUUUUUUCAAUCACGGGUGAGUCAAGUACUGAUCAUCGGGAGUGGUCUAUGGAUCACUUCAACAACUCUCCUGAUGCUAGAGUUUUCUUCGGUUCUAUUAAGGCUUGUGGAGAGGGAAUUUCUUUGGUGGGGGCAUCCCGAAUUAUAAUCUUGGAUGUUCAUCUUAAUCCAUCUGUGACCCGCCAAGCCAUUGGCCGUGCAUUUCGCCCUGGCCAAAAGAAGAAAGUAUAUGUAUACAGAUUGAUUGCAGGUGAUUCUCCUGAAGAGGAAGACCAUUCUACUUGUUUCAAGAAGGAAUUAAUUGCAAAGAUGUGGUUUGAGUGGAACAAGUAUUGCGGUAACCGAGAUUUUGACAUGGAAACUGUUAAUGUGAAUGAGUGCAAUGAUCUCUUUCUGGAAAGUCACUUGUUAAGGGAAGAUAUCAGGCUUUUGUACAGAAGGUAGAUGCUGGGGAUAAUGGCAUAGAGCUCUACCAUAGACACAAGUAAUUUCUCACUUUUUUGUGUCAUUAUAGGCAGUUCCCUUGAAAGCGACAUUUAACCAAUUUGAUGCUAUAGAAAUGACCUUUUUUGACAGUUCUUGGUGACUUUUCGCUUGGAGUACAGGAAUCAUCUAGUAGACGCUUACCAUAUACUACAUGAAACUUUUUUGUUGUUAGGUUGGGUCAAACUGAAAGCUCUUUACUAGCAGUUUUCUCUUUUAAGAACCCUCAGCAUUUCAGAUAUAGGCCAUAUGAAAAAGUUAGUUAGAAUUUGAAGCAGAUGAAAGAAUUUCCCUGUAGAAGCUCUAAUGUUAAAGAUAUGGAAUUAAUGAAUGAAAUUUCCAGUUUUUGUUUGAUGUUA
This is a messenger RNA of Gossypium raimondii (Peruvian cotton), 3499 nucleotides long. Its product is annotated as protein CHROMATIN REMODELING 35. Gene Ontology annotation, molecular function: ATP binding; ATP-dependent chromatin remodeler activity. Lineage: Eukaryota; Viridiplantae; Streptophyta; Magnoliopsida; Malvales; Malvaceae. The transcript has 11 exons. Gene Ontology annotation, biological process: gene silencing by siRNA-directed DNA methylation. Bases 153 to 3101 code for a protein of 982 amino acids. The record is from RefSeq and is a predicted model, not a curated record.